GAAGUCCGGCGCCCCCCGGGAGGGAACUGGGUGGCCGCACCCUCCCGGCUGCGGUGGCUGUCGCCCCCCACCCUGCAGCCAGGACUCGAUGGAGGUACAGAGCUCGGCUUCUUUGCCUUGGGAGGGGAGUGGUGGUGGUUGAAAGGGCGAUGGAAUUUUCCCCGAAAGCUUACGCCCGGGGCCCCUCCCAGCUCCAGCGUUACCCUCCGGUCUAUCCUACUGGCCGGGCUGCCCCGCCCUCUCAUGGGGAAAACUUAGCCGCAACUUCAAUUUUUGGUUUUUCCUUUAAUGACACUUCCGAGGCUCUCCUCGCCAUCCUCCCGCUUCCGGAGGAGCGCAGAUCUCAGGUCCCUUUGCCCCUGGCGUGCGACUCCCUGCUGCGCUGCGCUCUUACGGCGUUCCAGGCUGCUGGCUAGCGCAAGGCGGGCCGGGCACCCUGCGCUCCGCUGGGAGGGUGAGGGACGCGCGUCUGGCGGCCCCAGCCAAGCUGCGGGUUUCUGAGAAGACGCUGUCCCGCAGCCCUGAGGGCUGAGUUCUGCACCCAGUCAAGCUCAGGAAGGCCAAGAAAAGAAUCCAUUCCAAUAUAUGGCCAUGUGGCUCUUUGGAGCAAUGUUCCAUCAUGUUCCAUGCUGCUGACGUCACAUGGAGCACAGAAAUCAAUGUUAGCAGAUAGCCAGCCCAUACAAGAUCGUUUUCAACUAGUGGCCCCACAGUGUCCGGAAUUGGUGGGUUCUUGGUCUCACUGACUUCAAGAAUGAAGCCGCAGACCCUCGCGGUGAGUGUUACAGCUCUUAAGGUGGCGCAUCUGGAGUUUGUUCCUUCUGAUGUUCGGAUGUGUUUGGAGUUUCUUCCUUCUGGUGGGUUCGUGGUCUCGCUGGCUCAGGAGUGAAGCUACAGACCUUCGCGAUUGUACUGUAGGAGGCAUCGUGGAUGGAUGGCUGCUGGAAACCCCUUGCCAUAGCCAGCUCUUCUUCAAUACUUAAGGAUUUACCGUGGCUUUGAGUAAUGAGAAUUUCGAAACCACAUUUGAGAAGUAUUUCCAUCCAGUGCUACUUGUGUUUACUUCUAAACAGUCAUUUUCUAACUGAAGCUGGCAUUCAUGUCUUCAUUUUGGGAUGCAGCUAAUAUACCCAGUUGGCCCAAAGCACCUAACCUAUAGUUAUAUAAUCUGACUCUCAGUUCAGUUUUACUCUACUAAUGCCUUCAUGGUAUUGGGAACCAUAGAUUUGUGCAGCUGUUUCAGUGCAGGGCUUCCUAAAACAGAAGCCAACUGGGUGAAUGUAAUAAGUGAUUUGAAAAAAAUUGAAGAUCUUAUUCAAUCUAUGCAUAUUGAUGCUACUUUAUAUACGGAAAGUGAUGUUCACCCCAGUUGCAAAGUAACAGCAAUGAAGUGCUUUCUCUUGGAGUUACAAGUUAUUUCACUUGAGUCCGGAGAUGCAAGUAUUCAUGAUACAGUAGAAAAUCUGAUCAUCCUAGCAAACAACAGUUUGUCUUCUAAUGGGAAUGUAACAGAAUCUGGAUGCAAAGAAUGUGAGGAACUGGAGGAAAAAAAUAUUAAAGAAUUUUUGCAGAGUUUUGUACAUAUUGUCCAAAUGUUCAUCAACACUUCUUGAUUGCAAUUGAUUCUUUUUAAAGUGUUUCUGUUAUUAACAAACAUCACUCUGCUGCUUAGACAUAACAAAACACUCGGCAUUUCAAAUGUGCUGUCAAAACAAGUUUUUCUGUCAAGAAGAUGAUCAGACCUUGGAUCAGAUGAACUCUUAGAAAUGAAGGCAGAAAAAUGUCAUUGAGUAAUAUAGUGACUAUGAACUUCUCUCAGACUUACUUUACUCAUUUUUUUAAUUUAUUAUUGAAAUUGUACAUAUUUGUGGAAUAAUGUAAAAUGUUGAAUAAAAAUAUGUACAAGUGUUGUUUUUUAAGUUGCACUGAUAUUUUACCUCUUAUUGCAAAAUAGCAUUUGUUUAAAGGUGAUAGUCAAAUUAUGUAUUGGUGGGGCUGGGUACCAAUGCUGCAGGUCAACAGCUAUGCUGGUAGGCUCCUGCCAGUGUGGAACCACUGACUACUGGCUCUCAUUGACUUCCUUACUAAGCAUAGCAAACAGAGGAAGAAUUUGUUAUCAGUAAGAAAAAGAAGAACUAUAUGUGAAUCCUCUUCUUUACACUGUAAUUUAGUUAUUGAUGUAUAAAGCAACUGUUAUGAAAUAAAGAAAUUGCAAUAACUGGCA
This is a messenger RNA of Pan troglodytes (chimpanzee), 2224 nucleotides long. RefSeq names its product interleukin 15 (gene IL15). Gene Ontology annotation, biological process: positive regulation of T cell proliferation; neutrophil activation; positive regulation of tyrosine phosphorylation of STAT protein. Gene Ontology annotation, molecular function: cytokine activity; cytokine receptor binding. The record is from RefSeq and is a predicted model, not a curated record. Gene Ontology annotation, cellular component: extracellular region. Bases 1206 to 1613 code for a protein of 135 amino acids. The transcript is spliced from 10 exons. NCBI's taxonomy places the organism in Eukaryota, Metazoa, Chordata, Mammalia, Primates, Hominidae.